AUGACUGAUAAUAGCAGAGAAAGAGAGUUGAGAGUGCCGAGAGCAGACAGGAAGCAGAGAAAGCAGCAACAAAAAUCAGGGAGGAUGCUUCGACAGCUGCUUCUGAUUUCCCUGCUGGGAUUUUCCUGGACAACAGCGGCCGGACUGCCUUGCUCUCAGACGUUUCCCUCUCAGCAGCCUCCUUCCACGGCUGACAUCGUUACACCAUCGGAUGUGGCGGCGCUUUCCUUCAUUGGACUCCAUGAGCACAGCACGGAAUUACUCACGGUCACAUCAAGACUCAGAGAGCUGAUGACCAUGUUCAGUCCUGGACUGCUCAGCGACCUCUCAGAGGAAACAGACUCAGAGUUUCGUCAUUGGGGGACACUGGUGGAGCAGGCAAACAAAUUGUCUUUGUACUUCCAAAAUGAUCAGAAAUAUGGUGUAAAUCCAGACUGGAAGCUGGUGCUUCUCUUUGUCCAGGUGGAUCAGCUGUGUGCCUGCAAGCAGCAGCAGGUCCCAUCCGUUACCGGAGGAGUGCUUGAAGAGGUGGAUGCUGCUCUGCAGCUGCUGCACUCUCAGCUAACAAAGACGAUUGUCAGUGUUGCACUAUGGGAUGGAGAGAAUGAUUCUAUCCACAGGAAGGUUUGUCAAUGUGGUAAUACAGACGAUGAAGGAGAACUCCGACUUCAGAGGGCCUUGAUCACUCAAGCUCUGCAGGAAUCUUUGGAUGAGCUCCUGGUUAAGAAGCAUUGGUACAGAGACAGAGAUGACUUCACUGUCACCCUGCAGGACACCCCCUUUAUCAGAGACAUUUCAUCUAUCACUAGUAAGAAGCCUCUCUCCGAGUCCAAAGCAUCACAGCACACUGAUGAACUGGUGGUGCAGAUGUGGACUAACCUGCUGCAGCCAGUUGACCAACACAGAACAGAGAACAACGGGAACAUCAUCACACUGCCAUGUCCAACUAGGGACCGACCCUUCGUGAGGACAGAGGGAAAUUCUCCUUCCUUUCACCACAGCGACGCCUCGCCCCACUCUCUGCCAUUUACAGGAACAGAGAUGCCGUGCAAGGACUUUGAACCCUCAGCUUCCACACCCACCUCAGUCCAUGAACUCAGGCCCGGAGACAUCAAAGUGGUGGCUGCUGUGGGAGAUUCCUUAACAGCAGGGAACGGCAUUCCUUCCAGCCCUAACAACCUCGCGGAUGUCCUGCGGCAGUACAGAGGUUUAUCCUGGAGCAUUGGUGGAGAUGGCAACCUCACAACUGUCACCACUCUGCCCAACAUUUUGAAACAUUUCAACCUAAACCUGACCGGCUACUCAGUUGGUGUGGGCAAACAGGACACUACUGAUGCUUACCUCAACCAGGCUGUGACUGGAGCAAAGAGCAAGGAUGUCCCACGACAGGUGCGAGCCUUAGUGGCAAGGAUGAAAAAUGACUCCAAAAUCAACUUUGAAUCAGACUGGAAGAUGAUCACCUAUUUCAUUGGUGGAAACGACGUCUGUGACUUCUGCUACAACUCUCUAUUCUUCUCUACAUCAAAUUAUGUCCGCUAUAUUCGUGAAAGCCUGGAUUAUCUUCACAAGGAGGUUCCUCGAGCUCUGGUGAAUCUUGUAGAGCCUCUCCAAAUAUCAGCACUAAGAGAAAUACACAUGGACCCCUCCCUUAAAUGCCCAACUUGGCUUGUAAAUAUUAUCUGUCCUUGUGUUGUCAUGCCAAAAGAAAACUCAGCAGCUCUACAACACAUGGAGGGCCUCACCAGGGACUAUCAGCAUGCUCUGCAUGAGCUUGUGGAGUCAGGCCGGUAUGACACUCGCUCAGACUUCACUGUGGUCAUUCAGCCUUUACUCAGAGACAUCAUUGUCCCCAAACUGCCGGGUGGCAAAGUUGAUCGCUCCUUCUUCAGUGCUGACUGUUUCCAUCUCAGCCAGAAGGCCCAGACCAUGAUGGCUCAAGGCCUUUGGAACAACAUGCUGCAACCUUUGGGCAAUAAGACUUUCGUAAUGGAUUUCAAUACACCCUUUAAUCUGACAUGUCCAACGAAGACUUCCCCCUUUAUUCGGACCUAUAACAACAGUAACUACAUCUAUUCUGAUCUGUCCCCAACUCCAGGACCUAUUCCAAACUGGGGGAGUGAUUUCUCUUGUCAGGGGCUUCAUCCAUCCGACUCUCAGCCAACUUCAGUCCACAAGCUGAGACCUUCAGACAUUCAAGUGGUGGCUGCACUGGGAGACUCUACAACGACUGGCACUGCUGCAAAAGCAAGGAACCUGCUUGAGCUCAAUAAAAUGUAUAGAGGAGUAUCGUGGAGCAUUGGAGGAGAUGCAAGUCUGGAGACUGUCACAACAUUGCCAAACAUCUUGAAGAAGUUCAACGCUUCCCUAAAGGGCUUCUCUAAAGGCCAAAUGGCAAGACAGAAGGGCUUCAACAUGGCUACUCCUGGAGCAAGCAGUUUAGACCUCCUUGCACAAGUCCAGGCUCUUAUCAUUGCCAUGAAAAAAGAUACGACGGUGAAUUUUGAAAACGACUGGAAACUCGUGACCAUAUUCAUUGGAGGAAAUGAUCUCUGCAAUCACUGCUUGGAUCAAAACAAUCUGUCGCCCAAGAACUACAGCCACAAUCUCAUGCUCAGUUUGGACAUGCUUUACACAGAGCUACCAAGGGUGUUGGUAAAUGUUGUACAGAUUAUGCAGAUAGAUCCGUUGAAAACCGUCAAGAGGGAUACAAUGGGCUGUUCCUUAUUUCCAAGGAUCAAUUGUCCGUGUGUUAUCAACCCAGAAGAAAAUUCUCCAGAGCUCGAGGAGAUCAAACGAAUCAAUCACGAGUACCAGACUGAGAUCCACUAUCUUAUUUCAGGAGAUCGCUAUGAUGGAAAAGAGGACUUUGCUGUUGUACUUCAGCCUUUUUUAGACAGAUCUUUCAUACCUCAUAUUGGAAACGGUGAGGCUGACGCGAGCUUCUUCUCUGUCGACUGCUUCCACAUAAGCGAGCGAGGUCACGCUGAGAUGGCCAUCGCACUGUGGAACAACAUGCUGGAGCCUGUUGGCAGGAAGCAGACCUACAACAACUUCACCUAUGACCGCUCUAAGAUUCACUGCCCCUCUGAGGCCAGCCCUUUCAUCUUCACAAAGAUCAACAGUUUACCAAGUCUACCUGUAUCCUCCACCGUUCCACCCGUGUACGUCACCACCGGCAGUUUGUUCACAUGCCCGACCUCCAUACCUGUGUGGGUGCCAGUGGUUGUGGGAAUAGUGUGUUCGCUGGCUGGCAUUAUUAUCUCCUGGUUUUUGAUGUCCUGCAUUCAGCGUAAGAAAAACAAAGAAAGGACAAAUGGAGCAGAAAAGAAAGGAACUGCGUUCUGAAUGAAGCUGUGACAGUGCUUAUGGUUUACAGUUGGUACAAAGACAUGCAGUUAUGAUGAUAUCAAUGACCCACCAAGCUGCUGACAGGGUUGUCAAGGUUUCCCUGUUGUACUUGAUGUUUGUCCGCUUGCAUAUUGUUUGAAAACUGUAUGCAGCAGCACAAAGAAAUGCAGAUUUUCAGAAGUGGCGGUAGAACUGUUUUAAAAGCUAGUGACUCACAUAUUUAAUUUGAAUAUUAAAUAUUUUGUUAGCAGAUUUAUUGCUUAACAAUGCAACAAUUAUGUAGAAUAUUUGCCAUUGUUUUUUUUGUACUGUAAAGAAUACGGAGAAUACUGAUGUGAUUUUUUUUUAUCUGCAUGAAAGCAAAUCUUUUGUACAUUUCUAUGUUCUAAUUUUUAUUUAUUG
Messenger RNA from Cololabis saira (Pacific saury), 3750 nucleotides. Its product is annotated as phospholipase B1, membrane-associated-like. Gene Ontology annotation, biological process: phospholipid metabolic process. NCBI's taxonomy places the organism in Eukaryota, Metazoa, Chordata, Actinopteri, Beloniformes, Belonidae. The record is from RefSeq and is a predicted model, not a curated record. Gene Ontology annotation, molecular function: glycerophospholipase activity. Bases 1 to 3345 code for a protein of 1114 amino acids. The transcript is spliced from 42 exons.